Phacochoerus africanus (Common warthog) is the source of this 2667-nucleotide messenger RNA. It is a transcript of the gene AMER3, whose product is annotated as APC membrane recruitment protein 3. Gene Ontology annotation, molecular function: beta-catenin binding; phosphatidylinositol-4,5-bisphosphate binding. Lineage: Eukaryota; Metazoa; Chordata; Mammalia; Artiodactyla; Suidae. Gene Ontology annotation, cellular component: plasma membrane. Gene Ontology annotation, biological process: regulation of canonical Wnt signaling pathway. The record is from RefSeq and is a predicted model, not a curated record.
AUGGAGCUGAAAAGAGGAAAGACCUUUAUCAAAUCCAGCCUGCAGAUUUCCCAGCAGAAACCCCCAGAGUCUGCAGCCACUGCACUGGCCAGGGAGGAUGCAGGAUCCUGGUCAGUCUCACGGGGAGGGCAGCAGUGGCCCCACAGUGAGAGGGGUCCCCAAGUCAGUCCCAGUGCCCAAGGAUACGACAGAUGCUCCGACAGGGGUGCCCAGCCAGAUGCCGACAGGGGGCCGGUAGCUCCCUGUGGGGCUGCCUUCAAACUGAUGCGGAACAGCAAGACUCACGACAGUAUCCCUGGGGCUCACAGGGCUGCCCCCACAGCUACAGGGCAGCUGGUGGGCAGCGCGAGCUUCCCUGGGCCCCCCAGCAGCCAGCGCAUGAUUGACUACCGCCACUUCGUGCCCCAGAUGCCUUUUGUACCAGCUGUGGCCAAGAGCAUCCCAAGGAAGAGGAUUUCCCUGAAACGCCCCAAGAAGUGCUUUCGAAACCUAUUCCACAUCCGCAGAAACAAGACAGAGAACUUGGCCUCACUGGCAGCCAAGGGGAAGGGCUUGUCCUCCCCUGAGGGCCCGUCAGAGGCUGGAGGGCAGCAAGGCAAAGCCUUCUUCCUCUUGGGCGAGGGGACAGGGCUGGACGGCCUGGGUCAGGACCUGUCUGACAGCGAGCUCCUGCCUGACUCCCCCUUCGACCUCUGCAGGGCCCUGUGUGAGGAUGUGGCUUCCCUGAAGAGCUUCGACUCGCUCACGGGCUGUGGGGAGAUCUUUGCAGAUGAGAGCUCUGUGCCAUCCCUGGAGCUGAAUGAGGGCCUGGAAAGCCCAGCCCGGGCAUCUCAGGCCCCUGACAGCAAGGCUUCCAGGGGUCCCUUCCAGGGCAGCGUGGAGCAGCUGGCAUCACCUGCCCGGAACGAGCUGUCUGGCUUCGCCAAGUUCUGGGACCAUGUGAAUCACUCGGUGAGGCAGCAGCAGCGUGCCCUGCUAGGGCCCUGGCUGGGGGGCCCCCCAGGGUCAGACACAGACCAGCCCAGGCCCAGUGCCGCUGGGCUUGCUGAGCUCCCCUUGUACCCCCACAGCGGCUCCAAAGCCAGCUCCAUAGACACGGGAACCCCCAAGAGUGAGCGGCCAGAAUCCGUGUCCACGAGUGAUGAGGGCUACUAUGACUCCUUCUCACCAGGCCUCGAGGAAGACAAGAAGGAGGCCCCCAGCCCUGGCACACCUGCAGCCACCUUCCCCCGAGACAGCUACAGCGGAGACGCCCUCUACGAGCUCUUCUAUGACCCUUCUGAGGGCCCCGGGGGCCCGAGCCUGGAUGACGAUCUAUGCAUGUCUGAGAGCCUGUCAGGGCCAGCCCUAGGGGCCCCGCUGUCCAUGUGCAGCUUCCAUGUGGGUGCAGAGGAGAACCUGGCCCCUGCGCCAGGCCCAGACCUGCUCAGCCAGGGCUUCUUGCAGAGCUCCUGGCGGGGCAAGGAGUGCCUGCUAAAGCUCUGUGACACCGAGCUGGCCAUCACCAUGGGCAUCGUCAACUGGCUGCGCCGGGGCCCAGAGCGCCGCGCCUCACCUGCCUCGGUCCCUGGGGAACCUAUAAGCCCCCCAGAAGGACUGGUGGAGAAACCGGGAGCUGGCUCUGGGAAGGUGGGCCUUGGUCCAGUGAAGAUGGAGGACAGGGAGCCCCAGGCCUUAGAGGCAGGUAGGACCUCUGCGACCUCAGCACCCAGCAGGCAGGAGCUGUGGGCAUGUUCAGGUAUCAAGAGCCCACAUGCCGGAGUGAGUGGGGUCCUAGCGGAGGCCAAGCAGAGGCCCAGCUCUCUAUCCAGGGACCCCUCUCAAGAGUGUGUGCAGGUCUCUGGGGAAGAAGGGACACAAGGCUGCCCUGAAGGCUCAUUCUCCUCUGUGGGGUCUGCAGCCUCCGAGGCAACAAACAUGUCCAGCAAAAACAAGGUCCCAAACCCCUCUGCCUGGCUGGGCUGUCAGGAGCCCAGGCUGCCUGGGAACCUGGGCUGUUUCCAAGGAGCAUGGAGGCCAGGUCUUGGGGAAAGCACCUUGGAUUCAGAACUCACCCUGUCAGACUGCGUGGCCCAGGUGGCAGCUCUGCAGAUCCACCCAGACUGCCAGCCCCCAAGGCAGAGCAUGAGCAGUGGGCUCUGUGGGCAGCCUCAGGCCAGGGGCCCGGACAUUCUGUAACAGAAACAGCCUAACAGCUUCCCUAACAUGGCUGUCAUUGGUGGCCUGUCCUCCCUGGCCAGCUCAGAGGACCAGAGGUGCCCAGGCCACAUUCUGGACCUGAGCCAGCUCAGGGUGGACGAUGCCCAGGCCUGUGGUUCUGUGGAGGACCGGCCCCUGCAGCUCAGCUCAAAGGUUAUAGAGCAGGCUGCACCCAGGGGCCAACUGGACUUGUAGUCCCCCUCGGCACUCCCUGCCUGGCUGAGCUCUGGGAUCACCUGCCAGGAAUUCUGGCCCUUGCUUCCAACAGUCAGCCGAAGGGGCCCCACCCCUGCAAGUGCCCCAGAAAGCCUCUGCACCGUCCUGGACCAUGAGAGCCUCCACUGCAACUGGCCAGAAAUGGGGGCUCCUGGGCUGGCAUGGCUGAGCCCUGCCUUUGGAACAGGCUUGUGUCUUCGUGGUAACAUUCAGGAGAACCUAAGACUCAAAUCCCCACCCUUUGUCCCUGAA